AUGGGGUUGAAAAGGAAAAUUUUGUUUAUGUUCCACUGUGUACUUUUCAUUGAGCUGAUUCAAGCUGAUUGUGAAACAUAUUUCGACAACCCAACUGAUAUAGUAUUUAAUGACAGCACAUUGUUUGAAAAAGGAGAUGAAGUUCGGGAUUUCUACAGUGAACUUGGUAAUGAAACACUCAUGUUCCUUGAUAACGGCUGUGAGAGAGCGUUGGAAAUUAAUGGAACAAAACUCCUUUUAAAAGUGAAUCUUCUAGAUCCUAGUGCUUGUGAUAUAAAGUCAAUAGGCUGUGUUUUUAGGUGUGAGGUAUGUAUUUACAAGAAUAUUGGUCGACUUUGGGCGACCCUAAAGGUUUGGCGAAUAACUUUAAAAAGUUUUCCUUAA
This is a messenger RNA of Saccostrea echinata, 384 nucleotides long. RefSeq lists its product as uncharacterized. NCBI's taxonomy places the organism in Eukaryota, Metazoa, Mollusca, Bivalvia, Ostreida, Ostreidae. The record is from RefSeq and is a predicted model, not a curated record. The transcript has 5 exons. Bases 1 to 384 code for a protein of 127 amino acids.